Cryptomeria japonica (Japanese cedar) is the source of this 986-nucleotide messenger RNA. RefSeq names its product LRR receptor-like serine/threonine-protein kinase GSO2. The coding region runs from base 41 to 532 and encodes 163 amino acids. Gene Ontology annotation, molecular function: protein binding. NCBI's taxonomy places the organism in Eukaryota, Viridiplantae, Streptophyta, Pinopsida, Cupressales, Cupressaceae. The record is from RefSeq and is a predicted model, not a curated record. The transcript has 2 exons.
UGCAGGCAAGAAGUAGCGUUGGAGGAUUUUGAGCUGCACAAUGAUGAGCGCUCCAUUUUUCUUCAUUAUACUUGUCCAUGCUAUUAUUAUUAUUCCCUGCGCUGUUGAGUCUUCCCACACAAGCAAUGCUACCGAUGAGCAGGCUCUUUUGGAGAGACUAUACUUGGGUUGGAAUAAUUUACAAGGAAACAUCCCUAUAGAGAUUGGUCAGGUAAAGAACCUAGGGCUUCUAGCUCUUCUAUAUAAUAAUCUCUCUGGAAAUAUUCCAGACUCCCUUGCCCACCUCCAGCAAAUAAGAGGUCUAUACCUAGGAGUCAACGAGUUAACAGGGACUAUUCCUUCAAGUUUAGGUUGGAAUUGCUUGAUCUCUCAUACAACAAGCUGCGUGGACGCAUACCUCCACAGAAUAUGGAAUGAGUGGACAUGUUACUACAAAAGGAGAUGUUUACAGCUAUGGAAUAAUGUUAUUAGAGAUGAUGACUGGAAAGAAGCCAACCAACAAUAUAUUCGUAGAAGGAAUGAAGUUGCAUAAGUGGGUGAGCAGAUGCUUUCCAAAUACAAUAGAAGAAGUAGUUGACGGAAAUUUGGUGAAUGGUGAGCUGAAUAAUGAUGAAAAUAAGGUAUUGAAUUGCAUCAGGCAACUCAUCUAUGUGGGUUUGCUUUGUACAAAAGAAUCCCCAGAAGAACGACUAGAUAUGAUUGAAAUUGUAAAAAUAUUGCAUAUUAUCAAAGACAGUUUUCUUGGAGCUGUUCCAACUAGAACAUUUCAGUUAGAUUUAUCAUCAUUCCUAAGUAGCAGAAAAAUUGGUCGCAAUAAUGAUGAAAGCCGAAGUUCUUCAUUCUGAACAGAAAAAUCAGAAAUGGAAAAAAUGGUCAUGGAUCAAAUCUUCUCCCAGGUAAAUUUUAAUCCAAGAUUUUAUUUUUCAGCAUCCUUGUACAUAUUCCAGUGCUUAGUGAUUGAAAAACUAUAUUCUAGCACCUUUCAA